GGAAGCGCGUCCAUCUUUGUUGCCCCGCUCACUCAGGCAUCGAGGUGCUGAAAUCUGCAGACAAAGAGGACAAAGAGCUGCGAUGGACGGUGAUGUUGCGGUUGGUUUAAAGAGAGGCUCCGAUGAGCUCAACAUGUACGGUAGCAGCUCCAGCACUAUGGCCGCCAAUGGUGGCGACACCAAGAAACAGCGACUAGAUGACCCUCCUCCCUCCAGAGUUCUCCACAUCAGGAAACUCCCCAGUGAAGUAUCAGAGACAGAAGUAAUCGCUCUGGGUCUUCCUUUUGGCAAAGUCACCAACAUACUGAUGCUGAAAGGCAAAAACCAGGCAUUUUUGGAGCUCGGUACUGAGGAAGCUGCUAUUACAAUGGUCAAUUACUACACUGCUGUCACGCCACAGGUCAGGAAUACCCCAGUGUUCAUUCAGUACUCCAACCAUAAGGAACUGAAAACUGACUCUGCUCUAAAUCAGAGGGCCCAGGCAGUGCUUCAGGCAGUGUCUGCAGUGCAGGAUGGCAGCUCUCCCUCCUCUGAUGCUGGAAUUGUCGAACUGGCUCCUCCUCCAAGCCCUGUUCUCCGUAUCAUAAUUGACAACAUGUUUUAUCCAGUGACGCUGGAUGUUCUGCAGCAGAUCUUUAGCAAGUUUGGAACUGUCAUGAAGAUUAUAACCUUUACCAAGAACAAUCAGUUCCAGGCUCUUCUGCAGUUCAGUGAUCCUGUCAAUGCGCAGCAGGCUAAACUGUCCUUGGACGGACAGAACAUCUAUAAUUCAUGUUGCACUUUGAGGAUAGACUUCAGUAAACUGGUCAACCUUAAUGUUAAGUAUAAUAAUGAUAAAAGUCGAGAUUACACCAGACCUGACCUACCCACUGGCGACGGAGAAUCAACCAGCAAAGACCAUUCUUUAUUGGGGACCCCUUCUGGAGCUCUGGCAUCCUAUUCCAGUGGAGGUGGUUAUUCCUCUUCUCUCUCCCUCUCACAGAGCGGAGGAGCCAUCAGCCCCCUGAGUGCUGCGGCGGCCGCUGCUGCAGCUGCUGGACGAGUGGCUCUGUCUGGGUCCGGAGUAUCCGGAGUCCUGCUGGCCUCCAACCUGAAUGACGAGAUGGUCACGCCUCAAAGUCUCUUUACCCUCUUCGGGGUCUAUGGUGACGUGCAGAGGGUGAAGAUCCUCUACAACAAGAAGGACAGCGCUCUGAUCCAGCUGGCAGAUGGCAACCAGGCUCAGCUCGCUAUGAGUCACCUGAAUGGACAGAAAAUCUUUGGUAAAGUAAUGCGAGUGACACUGUCCAAACAUCAAACAGUAGCUUUACCCAGAGAAGGCCUGGAUGACCAGCUCCUCACUAAAGAUUUCUCUGGCUCACCGCUGCACCGCUUCAAGAAGCCUGGCUCCAAGAACUUUCAGAACAUAUUUCCUCCUUCUACAACACUUCAUCUCUCGAAUGUUCGGGAGGCCAUUGGAGAAGAUGAUCUUCGUCUGUUGUUCUCAAACACUGGAGGAACUGUGAAGGCUUUCAAGUUUUUCCAGGACCGUAAAAUGGCUUUGAUCCAGAUGUCAUCAGUGGAGGAGGCCAUACAAGCGCUGAUCGAUCUCCAUAACUAUGACAUGGGUGGAAAUCAUCACCUCAAAGUCUCCUUCUCCAAAUCCACCAUCUAAUAUCCAUCCCUAAUUCUCACCAGUGAGGAAGCCCUUUCCAUCAUGCCCAUUUUAUGUUUUUACUGUUGUUUUCAAAUGGAUUUGGCUAAUGUAGAGACAAUUGAAGUUGAAAACAAAUGUGAAAUUCAUGUUUAGCUGUAAACAUGGGUAGUGUUUUUGUAUAGUUCUAGCGAAACUUUGUUGGUUUGCAUAAAUGUAAUAUUUUAUUUACUUCACAAAUCAUUAUUCCCACUGUGAAUUUUCUUUAAAAGGUUUUUGACAUGUUGCUAGGUUUAUACCGAAAUUUGAUAAAAAUGUAAGUGCUUCUUUUCAGGUUGAGUUUCUUUCCUCAGUCAUUUCUAACAUCUUUGUCCCAAAUUUGGUUAGUGAUUUUUAAGAAAUGCUUUAGCAGCCCUUUCACUCAUUAUUUUAUCUGUAAAAAGGCCUGUUAAACUCACUCUUCUAUAUUUUGCAUUAAGCCAUUCAAAAGCAUUGCUACUGAUAAUUUUUCUUAUGAAUGUUAAGACAAGGCCCCUGUGUGUUGUGUACAGUUUUGAGCGGAGUGUCCAUAUGCAUGCAGGGUUUAAAAACGUGACUCUGGUCUUAGUCUCUUUUGGAGGAGACGUGUUGGGACCAAUGUGCCUUUAGUCUGAUUUUCUGUGAUCUGUUUUACCAUUUCUGUAUUUUUCCAGUUGGUCUUUGGUUUGUUGAAAAUAAGUAUAGUUUUUAUAUUUUCAAUUGUGUGCUUCAUGCCUUGUCCAGUUUCCAAACAACUCUAAUGAGGGUUGGUCCUUUAGUACAAAUUUAAAUGUAUGUUUUCUACUUGAUAUCUGAAAAUUUGCCACAUAUGCUAAGUAGUUUUUUGGGUUUUUUUUUUAACUAAUGGUCCACAUUCAAUGGUGUUGUGUGCAUUAGAAGCUGUCAUCUUGAUCGACCAAUCAAUAAAGUUCACUCACUGCUCA
Boleophthalmus pectinirostris (great blue-spotted mudskipper) is the source of this 2595-nucleotide messenger RNA. It is a transcript of the gene ptbp2b, whose product is annotated as polypyrimidine tract binding protein 2b. NCBI's taxonomy places the organism in Eukaryota, Metazoa, Chordata, Actinopteri, Gobiiformes, Gobiidae. Bases 83 to 1654 code for a protein of 523 amino acids. Gene Ontology annotation, cellular component: nucleus. Gene Ontology annotation, biological process: regulation of RNA splicing; mRNA processing. Gene Ontology annotation, molecular function: mRNA binding. The transcript is spliced from 17 exons. The record is from RefSeq and is a predicted model, not a curated record.